CUCACGUCAGGCACAGCCUUCCUAAGGUCGCUGGUACAGAGUGUUCACAGUCUGUUCAGUCCAUCUCGUUCUGACCUGUGUGUAACUGACUCGGUUAGGCCGUUAAAAGCUGCUGGACUAAGAAUAUUCCGUCUGAAUAAGUAACCGAAGACAUUAAUUAGGUUCAGACACCUUGUGAGGCCCGGCUUUGCGUUUUAGGUUAGCUCGCCGGCUAACCCGUUAAGCAGGCGGCUCCCAUACUAGGCUGUAAGUUACCGUUAGCUACCGCAGCUAAACGAGGAGCAGCCUGGACCAGAAACGCCGACCAGUGAGGGCAGGUUUCAGAGCUAAAGUGACAGGAGACAGAAACCAUGGGCUCCAGAGCGUCGUCGUUAUUGAGAGAGGAGGACAUCGAGGAGAUUAAGAAGGAGACUGGAUUUUCCCACAGUCAGAUCACUCGCCUCUACAGCCGAUUCCACAGCCUGGACAAAGGAGAAAACGGUGCUCUCAGCCGUGAAGACUUCCAGAGAAUUCCAGAGCUGGCCAUCAACCCUCUUGGUGAUCGGAUAAUCAAUGCCUUCUUCCCUGAGGGUGAGGAUCAGGUGAACUUCCGAGGUUUCAUGCGAACGUUAGCACACUUUCGGCCAGUGGAGGACAACGAAAAGAACAAAGACCCAAGUGCUGGGGAGCCCCUCAACAGCAGGAACAAUAAACUGCUCUUUGCUUUCCGCCUGUAUGACCUCGACAGAGAUGAUAAAAUCUCCAGAGAUGAGCUCCUCCAGGUGCUGCGGAUGAUGGUUGGCGUGAACAUUUCUGAUGAGCAGUUGGGUAGCAUUGCUGACAGGACCAUCCAAGAGGCAGACACUAAUGGAGACAUGUGCAUCUCAUUUAGCGAGUUCAUUAAGGUGCUGGAGAAGGUUGACGUUGAGCAGAAGAUGAGUAUCCGCUUCUUGCACUGAAGCAGCUCCCUGCCUACAACUGGACUGAACUCUGAUUGGAGGCCAUCCGUGGCAAUAUAAGCAAGACCACCUGGUCCCUCGCAUUUUGGGCUGCUCGUCCUUCUUCACUCCUUCUUUCGACAAUGUCUGCCGAUGUUACUUUCGUCAUUUAUUUUCGUUGUUUCUUUCAAAUCGCUUCUCAAACUGUUGAUCAUAGGGAAUAUUCAUGUGCUUUCGAUUGUUUUCAAACAGUCACUAUGACUAUUCCCUACAACGUUAAAAUCGUAUUUAUUCCGGACCGCUCCCUGUUCAGAUCCAAUUCUCUCGUUUCGUGCAAUACAGUGUAGAUAGAAUGGGCUUAGAUGGCAAUGACGAACAUUUUAAUAUGGGUUACUGUUGUGGAUUUCAGCAGGCAGAAAAUACCUCCGUCAAGGCCAAACCUUUCCCUUUAAAGAUAAGCGUGUCUUUAGUUCUGUGUCUUGUCUGUGUAAAAUGAAUCGUCAAAUAAAUAAAAAAAUAUAUAUAUUUAUUUUCCAACUUUCCCCCCGAACAAUAAAUGAACAAUGACCUGCAAACAUAUUUUAUAUCUCUGUUGUGCCCACAUAAGAUAGAGCUGCUUACCAGAGUAAUAGUGUCAUUCCAGUGUGCUCGAAUGCUUCCUUGUUUCCUUCUCUUAAUAUCAAUGUGGCAACUGAGGUCAUGAGAUAUAUUUGGGAUGUUUGCACAGUCCCUUCACAGCCCAACAAAGGUUUCACAGUGACCUUCAGCCAUGUACUUCUUCCUGUUGCCGCUGGAUAGAAGGAAAAGCGAGAUCAGUAAAGGAAGUUAUCUGAAGAUACUGAGACAAAGGUUGUUUGUUUUUAGACAUUAUUGAAACCUUCUUUGAAAUUCUAGCUGUUCUAGAGCAUUCCAACACUUUCUUGCUUGCUUUUGCCAUCUGUGGGUUCUCACCAAGUGCCAUGGUAUACUUUUUCCAUGGUUUUCUGCACAAACUAGGAGACUUUUGCAGCCAAAUUGAUGGUCUCUGUUAAAGUUGUUUUUUUUUUUUUUUCCCCACUCAGGUUAUAUUCAUGCUAUGUAAGCUAUAAUUAGUUGUAGUGAACUGAAUGCCAUUGGCAACCAAGUUUGAUGGCCUUCUGACUGUUCAGUUCAAGUGGCCAUUUGAGGCGACACCAAAUUAACCACUUUCUAUUUUCGCUUUUGGAGAAAAAAAUGAAGGUUUAACCUUCUAGACCUCGGCUGGUAACACUGUUAUUUCAGUUAUGCAGUCAGUGGCUGAUAGAAGAAGAAUGCCUCAGCUGAUCGCUGGCUAGCUUUGCCCGUGAAACCAGCUUUGCACCCAAUACUUUUAGUUAAAGUAUGCCCGCAGAUUACAUCCCAAGCCGAAGACAUUGUUUAUGUAAGAGUAAGCACUAUUGAUUCGUCUUUAAUUCUGUCACUGUGUAUUAAUCCAGGGUGCUUCGAAUGAAACUCAGCAGGGCUUGCUGUUUCUCUCUUUAUGUACAGGUCUGUAUAACGUAGUGGGCAGUGCGCCUGUAGCAGUAGUCGAUUGGUGUUGGUUGUGUGUGACGUCUCUUUAAGAGACAGAGGAAGCUCUACAGCAGCACUGGACUGGCUCUAGGAAGCAAAUCAGUUUUAUUACAUUUUUCUUACUCAAUGUGAUUAAUGGAUCAUAUGCUCUGUGAUGAGCAAGGAAAUUCUAAAACGUGGUGUGUGACUAUCGAAUAAAAGUGCCAUGUUCA
Molecule: messenger RNA, 2659 nt
Organism: Pygocentrus nattereri (red-bellied piranha)
Lineage: Eukaryota; Metazoa; Chordata; Actinopteri; Characiformes; Serrasalmidae
Gene: chp1
Product: calcineurin-like EF-hand protein 1
Exons: 7
Coding region: 351-938 (195 amino acids)
Molecular function (GO): calcium ion binding
Source: RefSeq, a predicted model, not a curated record